AAGGUACGGUGGAUCUUCAUUGAAAAACUACAAAGAAGAUAUAGUUAUGAUUAUUACUAUGUUUUUAUCUAUGUUUAUGAUUGUCGGUCUUAAAGCUGCUGAACAAAGCAAUUUUGUUAUUUAUGGAAAAACUCUUGAAUUUAAAAUGUUGACACGAAGACAAUCGAUGGCUGAAGAAUUGCGUAAAACAAAGUUUUUAAAACGUGAUCAUCGCAAAACUUUAUUAAAAUAUUACAAAGAUUUUUGGGAGAUUGAUAGAGCCGUAAAAACAUCAUCAAUGCUUGAUAUAAUUCCGAGAUCGUUAUUUGUCGAUACCCAAUUUGAAAUGUUUUGGGUUUUCUUAAAUAAAUGUUAUUUUUUGAGACAUACCACGAAUUCGUUUAAAAGGGCUGUUGCGGCAAAUAUUAAAGUGGAAGUGUUAGAUAAAGGUUGCGUUUUGUAUGAUUACUCGAGAAUUUGCGAAAACGUUUAUUACGUUUCAAGAGGAAAUAUUGACAUCUUAUCCGGUGAAGAUGGGAGUAGUUCUUUACUCACUUUGGGAAAAGGAUCUUGUUUGGGACAGUUUCAUUUAUUACAAAGAACCGUGACCCGAUUUAAAGUCAUUAUUGCAUCGUAUUCGGUGGUUUAUAUUUUGAAUAAGAAAGAUUUUUGGAAAGAUGUGUACAAGUUUAGGAAAUUAAAUCUUGGUCCGAAAAUUCAUUCAAAUUUUAAGAUGAAAAUUAAGAAAGCCAUUAUUGCGAAAAAUACAAAAAAACAAACGGAUGUUGGAACAAUGUUUCGAAGGUGGAGAUGUAUUGUAAGCAAAAAAGUCUUAACUGGGUUUAAAGAUCAGAUAAAAAGUCGCGUGGAAACGGUACAAUUAGGUGUAUCUCCGUUUGAAGAUCCACAAAAGUUAUACACUUAUAGCAAGAUGCACAGUCAAAAAAGUUAUGAUGAAAUCUUUUUAAGCACGUCAUUUCCUUGGAUUUUCCAACAAAAUUCCGUGUUUAUUAGUAUUUGGAAUACAAUCACGAUAGGAUUUGUUGUGUUUGUUUCGAUUGUUUACCCAUAUCAAAUUGCUUUCCAACCGGAGUUUAAGGUUAUAGCUGAACAUGUAGUUGCCGCAGUCUAUAUCCUCGAUAUAGUAAUCCAACUAUUUACCGCCAUCGAUAAUAAAUUUGAAAUAAUAAGAACAGUUGAGGAAAUCGUCGCGCAUCGCCUCGAAAAACCCAAAUUCACCUUAGACGUAUUAGCCGCUAUCCCUUUAUAUUUAAUCGCACCUUUUUCGAAUUUAAAAGGAACUGCUAACCGUAUUGCCCAAAUUUUAUGCGUAAACAAACUCCUUAAAUUAUACAGAAUUGAUGAUAUAUUUAAAGAAUUAGAACGGAACACUCAAAGUAACAUUACCAUUUUACGUUCGGUAAAGAAUGUUUUGUAUUUAAGCUAUAUUGGGUAUUUCUGCGGAUGUAUUUAUUAUUUAGUGACGUGUUUUCAAGCAACCGAAUGUGAUGAAGAUAGUUGGAUUCAAUCUUUGUAUAGAUUGAUGACGCGAAAACUUAACACAGAUGACUUAAAAUAUAUCGACGAUCCAAGAAAACAACCCGAUAUGAUUUCUUUCAUGAACAUGUUAAUGGUUUUAAGUGGGACUACCACGGCUUUUGUUGGGAAUUUGUUAGAAAUUGGAGCGAUGAUUAUCGUAUCCGUAGUUGGAACGGUGAUUUCAGUGUGUUUUUUUGCCGAUUACGUCGCCAGUGUAACUUUAUCAAACAUUGAAGCUGUCGAAUUUAUGGAGUUUUUAAACGUUGCUAAAGCGUACAUGACAUUUACGAACAUGCACGAUGAAUUAAAAUCAAGAGUUAUUCGAUAUUUCGAAAAUGUUUGGGUAGUUAAUAAAGGAAAAAGUGUAAAAGAAUUAUAUUUUGAUUGCCCAGCUCAGUUAUACGCCAUAAAUCAAGUUGAAAGAUAUAAAGGAUAUUUAUUACAAAUGGAUUUAUUUAAAUUUACUAAUUCACAACUUCAAGAUACAGUUGCUUCACGUUGCACAGAACUUUAUUUACCACCUCACGAAUAUGUUAUUUACGCCGGACAAAGUUGUUUAAACUGCUACAUGGUCCUCAAAGGAUAUUGCGGGAUUAUAGAGGGAUUAUCGAUUCAAAAAGUCGUUUCACCCGGAGACACUAUUAAUGCAAUGGAAAUUUUCGCCGGUUUACCAAGUUUGAUAACAGUGCGAACUGAAACACAUUGUAUGCUUUUAAAGUUCGCUUUGGAAGAUGUUAACGAUUUGGUUAAAUUGCAUCCAAAUUUUGCUAAAGAAAUUUUUGAUAGCAUAGAUAAUGUGGCUGUUGAAAGAAUUUUUAGUCGUAUUGGGGAAGCUCGAAAAAAACCAAAGGGUGUAACUGUUGAGGAAGAAGUUCGAUCUUUUUACGUUGUCCCAAAACCGAAGAGGAAUCCUUUAAAUAUCGAUUAUAGGAAAGGGUUUGUUGGACAGUGGAAUUUUCUUAGAUAUAUUUUAUUGAAACGAACGAUUAACCCAAAUGGACCAUUUCAUAAAAAUUGGGAACUAUUUAGAGCAAUUUCAGCGGUUAUACUUUCUCUCAUAGGCCCAACAUUUUUUAUUCAUACGGUUUACUUUCCAUACGGGGCUUACCUUUUAUAUAUUUUAAUUGCUAUUUCAUUUUUCGAUAUUUAUUUAAAAAUGCAUGUCGGUUACUACAACAAAUACGGACUUUUAGUAACCCAUCCAAAAAAGACAGCUGCCAAUUACUUCUCACAUUCAUUCGCUUUGGAUAUUAUGAGCGUUUUCCCAUUAUCUUGGCUAGUAUUAUUUUUAACAAACACCAGAAAUGUUAUGGUCGAAACGUACCUUCAUUUCAACGUUAUGAUUCAAAUGUAUCGAUAUCCGAAUGCGUUUGCAACCGGUGGAACUCGCAUUUAUAGAAGAGAUCCGCUUUAUAUAACCAUUCUUAAAACGAUCCCAUUUACUUUAGUUAUAGCAAACUUUUUUGCAUGCAUUUUAAUUUGCCUUUCCGGCGAAGAGAUUAAUGUAAAUGGCCAAAUGAGUAUGCAAAGAUCUAAAUUUAGUUGGCUUCAAAGUGUUAGUGGAUUAGAACAUUUAAAUUUUAACGAUCCACUUACGUUUUUUGCAUUUUCAUAUUACAUGUCGUUAUUAACGCUGCUGGGUUCAAAUUUUAAUCUUUUACGUCCUACAACCGUAAAGGAGAGUGUAUUUUUUAUAUUUUGCGUUAUGAUUGGUUAUUUAUUAAAACUUUACGUUACGGUUCAUGUUGCACAUAAUCGUUUUAUCCUCACUCAUAAACUCACUCAACAUCGAAGUAAUUUGGCGCAUUUAUCGAAAUAUAUGAAAAAUGAGACGGUUCCUAAAGAACUACAAAACAAAAUAAUCGAACAUUAUAAUUACGUUUGGUUUAUUAAUCGGGGUGAGACGCCUAAGAAUAUUUUUGGUAUAUUACAUGUUCCGUUAAAAAUGGAUGUUGUUAGUUUUUUGUAUAGAAACACGUUGGCGAAAAUUCCUAUUUUUUACGAAGCCAACGACUCAUUCUUUAGACAUUUUGGGUUGGCGUUGAAUGAAGUUUAUCGGAGGAAAGAAGCGUUUAUUUUUCGGGUUAACGAUAUCGUUGAUAACGUGUUUAUUAUUCAUAAAGGGGAGGCGCAAGUUUUGGGUCCUGAUGGCGCAAUUGUUGAAACUUUACACCAAGGGAGCAUGUUUGGGAAUUUAGAUAAAAUACCCUCCACUAGAAGUAUGAUAACGGUUUGUUCGACGACUUUAGUUGAUUUAUUGGUGCUGAAUACUUUAGAUAUGUACAAUAUCUUAGCGAAUUUUGAACACAUCCAAGCAAAGUUGCAACAUUAUUUACUUUUGGAGAAUAUGUCUUAUGUGGGCGGUAUACGCGAUGAAAGUGUUAGUUUCGAAGAGUUGGUCGAUGAAGUUCACAUUGAUGAUUUUACUCCUUUUGAAUCGUUUUUAUAUGGGGCGAGACACUCGACGUGCGGUAUACUUUUUGAUGUUAUUACUUCGAUUAUUUGUUGUUGGUUGGUGUCUUAUCAAGUCGCAUUCUUAACUCCAUUCAAUUUCUUUUAUAUUAUUUAUAUUUUGGAUAUUUAUCAUGUUGUAACCGUGGUGUUUACUAUGAUUACACCUUACAAAGAUAAAACGGGUAAACUUAUUACUAAAAAGCGAAGAAUUUUUAUGCAUAAUUUAAAACUUAGAAGAUUUUAUGUGGAUAUCUUUACAACACCGCCUUAUGACCUAAUUGGAUUUGCGUUUAAAAAUUCGUAUCAUAUCAGAAAUCUUAUCGGUAUUUACAGAUUGUUGAGGAUUGGAAAUGUUUAUUAUGGUUUUGAUAGAUCAAAUGCGUUCGGAGCUAAAGUUAUUGUACUCCGAUUAUUAAGAUUAUCUCUUACUGUUAUAUUUAUGGUGCACGUUUUUGCAUGCUUUUGGUAUUUUAAAGCAUGCCCGUUUCAAAGAUGUUUUAAAACUAGUUGGGUUAACAACAGAGAGAAGUACUCUUGCGAUGUACCAUACAUUUGUAGCAUUUAUUUCACGUUAUCAAUAUUAAGUAGCACAGGAUUCCGAAAUAGAGUUCCAACAUCCGGUGUAAUAGCAAUGCUUCUAUGCUCGAUAUUGGUGAUAGUGGGACAAUAUUUAAUGGGUAGCAUUUUGGGCGAUAUCAUAGCUUUAGUUAGAAACAGCAACAUGGAUUUUGCCGAAUACAGCUUUGAAUUGGCAAUCUUUAAAACUUAUUUAGAAAAUGGUUCCGUAUCAUUUCCAUUUUUGCAAAACAUGAAACGAUAUUGUAUCUACCUCUGGUUGGUUGAGCACGGAGAUCAAGUCCCAACUUACUUAAGAAUAAUGCCAAAGUUUUUACUAGAAGAAGUAAAACAAUACGCUUACGGAAAACACAUUUUUGAAAACGUUUUUUUCGCGGAUUGCCACCGAGACUUUUUAAGACAAUUAAUUGCAAAAAUCAAAAUGGAAUACUUUUUCCUCGAUGACGUAAUUUGCCGACAAGAAGACAUCAACAACACAAUGUAUUUUGUUCAUAAAGGAACCGUAAAUGUCUACUCGAUAACCCCCAGCGAAGAAUUACACGUGGAUCAAUUAAGCGAAUUCGAUUCAUUCGGAAUUAUACAAGGAUUAUUCCCAAAUACUCCACACACUCACACAUACAUAGCAAACUCAGUUUGUGUUAUCCUAUAUUUAAAAUACGAAGAUAUUUCUCCGUUAUUAACAUUUUAUCCAGCUUCGAAAUUUGAGAUAUACUCAAAUUUAAAUUUGUUAAUACCAGCUGCUGUAACCACAACGAAAGGAAGGAAAGUUAUGAUGCAAAGCGAAUCUGAAGAAGAUCUAUUCAAAUUUUCAUUCCGCGAUCGAAAAGAACAUCAAGAUCAAGAUGAUUAUUCAGAAUCAAUUCAAUCAACUGAUACAGUUUCUUCAAACUAAUU
Messenger RNA from Onthophagus taurus, 5442 nucleotides. RefSeq lists its product as uncharacterized. Gene Ontology annotation, molecular function: voltage-gated potassium channel activity. Lineage: Eukaryota; Metazoa; Arthropoda; Insecta; Coleoptera; Scarabaeidae. Gene Ontology annotation, cellular component: plasma membrane. Gene Ontology annotation, biological process: regulation of membrane potential; potassium ion transmembrane transport. The record is from RefSeq and is a predicted model, not a curated record.